AUGUGUGCUGUAGAGGGAUCAUCAGUGGAGCUUCCCUGCACUUACUCAUAUCCCAGUGAUGAGAAAGUUGAACACACAUUCUGGUAUUAUGUUCGUCCAAAUGAGGAUCCACAGGAUCUGAGUCAGGAAGAGGAGUUUACUGGUCGAGUGGAGUAUGUUGGAGAUGCAGAGAAAAACUGCACUCUGAGAAUCAGAGAACUGAGAAAGAGUGAUUCUGGAGAAUAUCGCUUUAGAUUCAGCACUAGUACUGAAAGAGGGAAAUUCUCUGGUAAACCAGGAGUCAUUGUGAAUGUUACAGAUCUGCAGGUGAAAGUGAGUCCCACCCCAAGAUCAGAGGGACAGACGGUAACACUGGGCUGCAGCACCAUCUGCACUUUGCCCAACAACCCCACCUACAUCUGGUACAAGAACAGACAGCCUGUAACCAACAAACCCACCAAACACAACAAACUCUACCUGGAGUUGGCAGAGGGUGAGGGUGGACUCCAGUAUUCCUGUGCUUUAGGAGGUCCAGAGGAGAGUACAAUGUCAAAGCAUGUCACAGUGGGAGUGGCAGUCUGUCUGGCUCUAAUACUCAUCACAGGAGCUCUGUGGAUGUGUAAGAGAAACUACAGCUCAGCUACAAACCUGCCUCAGGUCAAAGGUUCCUGCACUGUGUGCAUGAGUGGUGUUAAUACUUCAAACCAUGACCUGCAUCAAUCCCUGCUGAGAGGAGCCCUUGCAGCAGAUCUUACAGAGAUCUUACAGAGACACCAGAGAAACACGUCCGACUAG
Electrophorus electricus (electric eel) is the source of this 774-nucleotide messenger RNA. The record is from RefSeq and is a predicted model, not a curated record. NCBI's taxonomy places the organism in Eukaryota, Metazoa, Chordata, Actinopteri, Gymnotiformes, Gymnotidae.